CCCCAGGUGGAUUUCAUGUCUCUCACGACAGCAAACAACAACCUUGAGAGCGAAUUUUCUUCUUCAUGGUCUCCGGAUCCCAUCAACAAUCAACAUCAACAAUCUAGCUCUGGAGUUAGCUACAGUAUAGCAGUGGCAGUGUGAGUGGCGCCUUUGGUAAUUUAUUUGACCUUGAAGUCUCCAUCGAUCGAGUAAUUUUACUAGAAAAAUAUUCCAACAAACCAACAAACAAAAUGAAGAUGGGACGCCCCGGUGGAGGAGUCUCCCAAGAAGAUGGUUCGGUGAUUACCUCGGGAACCUUCAUGGUCAUGACACGUCCCGAUGGCAGCCGUGGAUGUAUGAAGCAUCCUCAUUUGACUCUGGAAGGUUGGACUUGUCCAGAAUGCGAAAAGGAAUUCAAACAAGGACAACAGGCAUUGCAAGCACGCAAGGCCAAUUUAGACAACCGACUGCAAGCACUGGGAGAUGGACCCACACCUCAACAACAGCAGCAGCAGCAGCAACAACAACCUCCUCUGCCUCCAGGAGCUCACUCUCCAAUGGGACCCAUGUCCAUCCAAGCACAACAGCAAGCGCUCUAUGGAGCAGCAGCAGCCAAUUUGGCGGGACAUUCCCCCAUGCAAAUGACGAGUGCGCUGCCGUAUGGAACCUUGGCGCAUGCGGGGUAUGGAGGAAUGAUGCCUCCCUCACUGGCAGGUCUAAAUGGAGUUCCUGGCCAAUCUGGUCCUCCUUCCUCCACUUCCUCGAGCACAUCCCUCGACACUCUGGCGCUGCAAAUUAAUCGCAUGCAACAAAUGCAGGACUGGAUGCUGCUGCAGAAGGAACGAGAAGUACAAAUGUUGAGACAAGAAUUGGGAGAAGCACAACAAAAUUUACACACCAUUCAAAUGGAACACGCUCUCUUGCAGGAAAAAAUGAAUCAGCAGAAAAUUCAACACGAACAGGAACUCAAAUACCUGCAACUCUCCUCAGCGGCUCAGGCGGCCAACAACAACAAUAAUCCCAACAACAAUGUCGUCGUUCCUCCAGCCGCCGUCAUGGCUCCACCACCCGCUCAGGCUGUCGCAAAAAACAAUAAUAAUAAUGCCACUCCAGAAAGAUCAUCCGCUCUUCAGCUCAUGAAGGCAUCCACAAACACGGUACCCAUGGACAACACAACCAACAAAAGCAACAACGCCAAGAGCAAGGAUGCCGUUGCAUCUUUAUCCGCUGGGAAUAAUCGAUCCAUUGCUACGGGCACAGCGACCAACACAACCGUUCCCAUGGGGACUCCCGUCACCCCCAACAAAAAGGCACCGCCAACAACGAUUGUGGCUCCCAAGAUCGACAAUAUCGGUAAUAACGACAGCAGCAACAGGGCCAACCGCAAUCCAACGGAAAAAGCUGCCGGUGAAAAUGACAGCAGCAAGGUCAAUGGCAACAAUAAUAAGGCCCCUGUUCCUGCGGUUGCUGCCGUGAAAAAUAGUCCACCCAAAAAGCAAGCACCGACCAAAAAUCCUCCACCUGCGGAAACGCCCAAAAAGAACAACAACCCCAAGCCCCCUCCACCCCCAACAAGAAGCAAUAACAAUAACAACAACCCUGCCAAACAAAACAACAAUUCCAACAACAACAACAAGUCAACGCAGCCACCCAUUGCAAAUAUCUCCAAACAACCACCACCAGCCAUGAUGAAUGGAGUUCCGAUCGAUAUCAAUUUUGACGAUGAUGCUCCGCCCACGGUGCCACUCCAGGAAGAUAUUACUCUUGGAACCCUCGGAAAGGCACAAUCGUGGAAGGCCACUGUUGUGGAACGAGCCAAAAAUCGCAGCAAUGUCGGUAGUGAUCGAUUUGAACCACGAUACAUUCCCCAGGAUCAGGUCAACGCAAAUGCCGCCGCCAAUGGUGGUAAUGCAAAUGACAAUGACGGAAUGGAACCCGGUGGUGCUGGAUUUGUCAUGCCCAGUGAUCAACAGUCGCUCACCGUGGCGUCUUCCACCUACGGAGAGGAUCGACAGAAAGUCAUCAACCAAUCGCUGCUGGAUCCGUACGGUGAUAAGGGUAUCUACACCGGGCUCAUCCUCAAGUCCACCGGUAUGCCUCAUGGUAGUGGGCGCAUGAUCUACGAAGAAGAUCAACGUAUCUAUGAAGGAGAGUGGCGCCAUGGACGGUGGCAUGGAUUCGGUGAAGCCAAGUUCGCCAAUGGCGAUAACUAUGAAGGAGAAUAUCGAUUCGACCAACGACAUGGACACGGCAAGUAUUCUUGGUCAGAUGGACGCUCCUAUGAUGGUGACUUUAGUGAAGAUCGGCGGCAUGGAAAGGGACUCUUUGUGUGGCCCGAUGGUGCAAUCUAUGAAGGAGAAUUUUCCAAUGGUCAACGUGAAGGACACGGAAGCUACAAGUUUAGUGAUGGUGGCCAAUUCACUGGUAACUGGAAGGAUGGUCGCUACAAUGGAUUCGGAACAUGUUCCUGGGAGGAUGGUCGAUGUUAUCGUGGAGAAUGGCGGAAUGGUAUGGCACACGGCAAGGGAAUAGAAACUUAUGCUGAUGGAACUGUGCGACACGAUGGGCAAUGGGUUGACGAUGAGCCAGUGCGCUAAGCAGAUCCUUUGAACAUUUGCACUGCUGCGAAAACCUUGAGAGGCAACCCGAUUUUCGAACAGCAAAUGGCAUUCUCGACCAAGCCAUUAGAUCUACACAGCCUGCAUCUGGUCGAUACAACAUAAUUAUGUAUUAUUAAAGGUAAACCUACGAUAAUGCAGUUGUUCGAA
Seminavis robusta is the source of this 2750-nucleotide messenger RNA. The record is from the annotation of a GenBank genome assembly. Lineage: Eukaryota; Bacillariophyta; Bacillariophyceae; Naviculales; Naviculaceae.